AUGUCCAAGCGGGUAUUUAAGCUACACUCCUCGGCAAUAUUCUCGAUCGAUAAGCAGGCUACCUUCGCAGAGGAAGACAAGCUAGAGUUUAUCAGUCUGGCGCUUCAGGCAGAGCGCCAGUUCGACGAUAGCUACGAAGGUGGUGCCGGCGAGGUCCUGUUGAUAUAUAUUUAUAGCUCCUCAGGUCGUCCGUUUAUCCGGGUGUCACAUAGGCACAAGUUCGCAGACGGCUUUUCCCCAGACUAUUUCCCAAAAACCUUCCCUAGUUGCUUUUCUUAUGGCCGCGGCGGACCACAAGUAGCAGACCGGAACGAGGCAGAAGACCCAGUAAAUCCCCUGCUACAAGAUAUAACCCUAGAAUCUUGGGCUAAGGUUAUUCUGCAGCAGCAUAGCGGGCAUUACACCUAA
This is a messenger RNA of Ilyonectria robusta, 408 nucleotides long. RefSeq lists its product as uncharacterized. NCBI's taxonomy places the organism in Eukaryota, Fungi, Ascomycota, Sordariomycetes, Hypocreales, Nectriaceae. The record is from RefSeq and is a predicted model, not a curated record. The coding region runs from base 1 to 408 and encodes 135 amino acids. The transcript has a single exon.